Elgaria multicarinata webbii is the source of this 4327-nucleotide messenger RNA. It is a transcript of the gene CSNK1G3, whose product is annotated as casein kinase 1 gamma 3. Gene Ontology annotation, biological process: peptidyl-serine phosphorylation; positive regulation of canonical Wnt signaling pathway; signal transduction. Bases 646 to 2016 code for a protein of 456 amino acids. NCBI's taxonomy places the organism in Eukaryota, Metazoa, Chordata, Lepidosauria, Squamata, Anguidae. Gene Ontology annotation, cellular component: nucleus; plasma membrane; cytoplasm. The record is from RefSeq and is a predicted model, not a curated record. Gene Ontology annotation, molecular function: protein serine/threonine kinase activity; ATP binding. The transcript has 16 exons.
CUCCCCUUCCCUCUUCCUCCCCCUCUCCCCUCCGCAGCAGCGCCACCUUCCUACCUUCCUUCUCCCGGUUCCUGCUGCCCCCGCGCUCGGGAGACACCUGCACCCUUCCCGCUCCUCUGCCACUGCGAGAGAAGGACAAGGCCCGGACUCGGCCGCAUUCUCUCCUCUCAAGAUUACAGAUACACUGUGUGUGUGAGGGAUGUCCAGUUGUUUUAAAGCAUUUUCUAUACCUUUGAGUCCUCGUUAAUGGAAAAACUUGCAUUGGAUCUCAAGAAACACCAGAAGCAUAAUAAACCAAAAUAAAACACCCUUACAAGACAGAAUGUCUCCAUAUAAAAUAGUGUGUGAAUUGUGAUGGAAGCCCCUCCCCUAUGAAAACUGAAACAUUUUUUGGGGAAGCUCUUUAAAUAUCAGUAAAUGGUGCUAAUAGAAGAUCUGAGAUUUUUUUAUCUAACAACUACCAAGGGAAAAUACUUUGCGAAUGGGAUGAAUACACAAACAGUGACUGCCUGCAAGCAGCUUCCUGACUCACAGUAACUAGCUGGAGCACUUAACUAGUGAUGUUUCCAUUUCUACUUUACCCCAUUUGAGCUUGCCUGUCUUGAUUGGGGAAAGAAAUUCAAAGUGGAGUACCAUAAACUUGAUAUGGAUAGCAAAAAGAAAGACAAGGACAAACUGGAUGAUAGAAUGGCAAGGCCUAGUGGACGAUCAAGUCAUAACCCGCGAGGCAGCGGCUCUUCAAACUCUGGAGUGUUAAUGGUUGGACCUAAUUUCAGAGUUGGGAAAAAAAUUGGAUGUGGUAAUUUUGGAGAGCUACGGUUAGGGAAAAAUCUAUAUACAAAUGAAUAUGUGGCAAUUAAGCUGGAGCCAAUGAAGUCAAGAGCACCACAGCUACACUUGGAAUACAGAUUCUACAAGCAAUUAGGAUCUGGAGAUGGAAUACCUCAGGUUUACUAUUUUGGCCCUUGUGGCAAAUAUAAUGCCAUGGUGCUGGAACUACUGGGACCUAGUUUGGAAGACUUAUUUGACUUGUGUGAUAGGACAUUUUCUCUGAAAACUGUUCUUAUGAUAGCCAUACAAUUGAUUUCUCGAAUGGAAUAUGUUCAUUCAAAGAACUUAAUAUACAGAGAUGUAAAACCUGAAAACUUCUUAAUAGGACGACCAGGAAACAAAACUCAGCAAAUUAUUCAUAUUAUAGAUUUUGGUUUGGCAAAAGAAUAUAUAGAUCCAGAGACAAGGAAGCACAUACCAUACCGAGAACACAAAAGCCUUACAGGAACUGCUAGAUACAUGAGUAUAAAUACACAUUUAGGAAAAGAACAAAGCAGAAGAGAUGAUUUGGAAGCUUUAGGUCAUAUGUUCAUGUAUUUUUUAAGAGGCAGCCUUCCGUGGCAAGGGUUAAAGGCAGAUACAUUGAAAGAACGGUAUCAGAAAAUUGGAGACACAAAGAGAGCAACUCCCAUAGAAGUACUGUGUGAAAACUUCCCAGAGGAAAUGGCUACAUAUCUUCGUUAUGUGAGAAGACUAGAUUUUUUUGAAAAACCAGACUAUGACUACUUGAGAAAGCUUUUUACAGACUUGUUUGAUCGGAAGGGCUAUAUGUUUGAUUAUGAAUAUGACUGGAUUGGGAAACAGCUGCCUACUCCAGUGGGUUCAAUCCAUUCAGAUCCUGCGAUAUCUUCUAACAGAGAAGCACAUCCACACAGAGAUAAGAUGCAACAGUCCAAAAAUCAGUCGACAGACCACAGGGCAGCUUGGGACCCCCAUCAGGCCAAUCCCCAUCACUUGAGAGCUCACCUAGCAGCUGACAGACAUGGUGGCUCGGUACAGGUUGUAAGCUCAACAAAUGGAGAGCUCAACACUGAUGAUCCUACUGCAGGGCGUUCAAAUGCUCCUAUCACAGCCCCUACAGAAGUGGAAGUAAUGGAUGAAACCAACUGCCAGAAAGUGUUGAACAUGUGGUGCUGCUGUUUUUUCAAACGAAGGAAAAGGAAAACCAUUCAGCGUCACAAAUGACUUUGGAAGAAGGCAGACCGUGGGGAAUUACUUACUUGUUCAUCUGCUAUAUCGUGAUUAGUCAUCUCUCUAGUGACCACACAUUUUCCCGACACCCCUCUUUCAAUGGGAAGGUCCUCAUACUUGCUUUGAUUUGGUGGUUCGACAUAUUUUAGUUUGGAUCAUCUCUUCUGGAAGCUUUAAAGCUGUGUCAACAUGAGUACUUAUUUGACCACUAAGAUAUCGGACCAAUGGGGGAAUAUGCUGCUCUUUCCUCAGCAAAACUAAACUGUCCUAGAAAACAUUAGCAAUGAUUAGCUGAAGACCAGAUAUUUCAUACACCUGGCAUGUGUUGAGGUUUGUGUGAUGCCAUAUUGAAAGCAGUUGAUUUUUGAGAGAACAAUGAACAUGAAAACAAGACCCAAGCAUUUAAAAUAAGUCUUGCUUUAAGAUUUCUUUUGUCAGUAAUACCUACCUUGGUUUCCCCCGUCAUUGCUUUGAUGGUACUGCAUUUGCAAAUUGUUACCAUUAAAUCUUAUUAAAAAUAUGGUACAGUCAUUGCCUGGUGGUACUAAGGCAGAAGCAAGAUGAGGAGUCAUCUGAUGAUAAAAGGCUAAAUGCUGUGGUUUAUAGGGGAGAAAGUGAAUCAUUGUCAGUGAAAUCUGGGUUUCAAAAUCUGCUUUUGUUGUGCCUCUACUUGAGAUGCAGUGUAGUAGAAGUGGUAAUAGUGCUUGUACAGAAAUACAAAAUGUAUGUAUACUGCAAGUUGUGCUUCCAGUUAUGUACGACACCAGUGCGGAAACUUCAACAGAGAGAUGCUUUGGGGUUAUUAAAACACACUACAAGGAAAUAACUGUGAACACUGAUUAGUAGAUUGGGGAAUAAAUCUGAAAAUAUUCAUCUAAAGCUAGUGCUGAAUGACAGCUUUAAAAGUGAAGAUUUGGAUGUGCCAUGUAACAAAUUUAGAUCUGUUUGUAAAUUAUUUUGCUAUUUGAUUUAAGAAAAGAAAUGGAAGUGGAUUGGUUGUAAUGCUGCCUUUAAUGAAUGCUAGCCUGUAUUUCCUGAUUGCUGCUGGGAUUUCUGGAACUUUUACGCUUUGGUGAAAUAUUGUAACACUAAGAUACAGUUGAUAGGAUUGGUCAGGUACUUUCCCCAUAGCUCCUUGAAGUGCCUGUAUUAUGAACAAACUGUUCAGUUGAAAAGGCAGCCCCCCCUUUUCUUUUCUUUUACCUCCCAGAUCACUUCAUUUAAAGCCAUAAUGACAGAGGUGUGCUUUUGUCAUGUUUAGCUGUCACUAUGAGGAGUUGGAGUAAAGGAAGGAAAUGGCUAGACAGAUUUAUUGACCAAAACUCAAAUUGUGUAUGUCUUCUUUUAAAAAGAGCACCCUAGAGCUAACUUUUAAUAACUUUUGUCUAUCAGUGCAUGCCUUUUGGCAUACUUAUUUAUUUUUAAUAUCUUGUGGUAACAUUCAAAAUAUGUAUUAAAAUGGAUAAAUGCACACCUUUUGAAUUCAUUAUUGCAUUUACAGGGAUUAUUUUGUAAUUUAUUUUUUCUUAACAGCCAAAAGUGCAGUUCAUUGUCUUGAAUUAGGUGCACAUAUGAACACAUUGUGCAAAUCUGGUCAUUGUUGGUCACUGUUGCUGUUAACAGCUUUAGUAAAUCCUUGAUAUAAAAGCUUGAACCUGGCCUAUAAAAAGCAUUGACUAUAUGACUUGGUCAAAAAGUUUCACUCUACCUGUUUGUAUUAUUGAUAAUGUCUUAAACUCUCAAGGAGACUGAUGUUCAUUUUUUAUUUUUAUUUUAUUUUUUGAGCUGAGAAGGUAGGUGGUUAACAUGGCCUCCUAAUGUGAACACUUUCUUUGCAGUAUUUGACCAAAUUUCUUUCUUUAUGAUAUUUGUAAAUACAUGCAGUAUCUUUCUUAUCAUGCACCUGUUCAGUUUCAUUCUCAAGGGUUUCUUUGGCCUGUACAGUGUUUCUAUGAUCUGGACUCCUUACACAUAACAGUGUGUAUAUUAACCCCAUUAUGGACUUGAAGACAAAAAAUAUAUAAACCUGUGUACUGCAAAGACCAGAAUCUCAACAUUGCUAUUUAGCAAUAUUUUAAGUACUCCAUUUUAAUGUUAAGGAAGACCUUGUCCUCACAACACACAACUGGUCAAUGGUAAAUUAUGCAGUUAUGUUCAGGUUAAAACAAUAAUGUUUGCAUUUAUAUGCUUUUUCCCUGUCUAAACUAAUGAAAAUCAACAUUGCCUGAAUGUCUGAAUGAUAAAACACAUCCCUGUUUAAAAAUAUGUAACGGAUGAAGAAGAAAAAAUAAAGGUAGUUUUUUUA